AUGUUUUUAGUGACACGUAGCCAAUUAGUGAUAACAUCUGAUCAGGUGGCCGAAGAAGGUGAUGAUUACGUGGCGAUAGCAUGUGACUAUUCACAAGAUACUAAACCUCGUUUUAUCAUAUGGAAUGAAGUAAAUAAAGCAAGAUAUACACUUGUAGAUGAUGUUAAGACUGUCAAUGGACGUUACAGCUUAAGAACAACUCCUGGAAAUGCUGAGCUGAUUAUUACGAAGCCUGUAAGGAAUGAUACUAAUAGGAGAUUCGUAUGUGAGAUACGGACACGAAAAGGAAAAUAUAUACGUUCAAAUCCUUCCAUCCUUAAAGUAUAUUACCUAGAUCAACCUGUUCUUACUGCCUCAAAAAGCAGAGUCCAUGAAGGUGAAUCAGUGAUCUUGACCUGUAUUAAACAAGAUGGUGACCCGGUCCCUAGUAUCACAUGGUAUAAAGAUGGACAAGCACUCAGCUGCACCACAGACACCAGUAGAUGUACUACAAGCGAAGAUGCACUUAAAAUAUACAUUGAAGCUGCAACUGCAACUGAUGGUGGCAGGUAUAUAUGUAAAGCUGAAAGUGAUCAGUACAGAGGAGAAGAUGGCAAAACCAGUAAUCAAUUUGACUUGAAAGUAAUACAUCUUACCAUUACAUUUGAAUCUGAAGCUGGCUCUGCAACAUGCAUUGCAAAGGGUCAUCCCAAGCCGUCCUCUGUUAUGAUAUACAAUGAUGGGAAAAUGAUUGACAAAGGGGAACUUAUUGCUUCUGUGAAAAUUAAUGAAGAUUUUUUUUUUAAAUAA
Molecule: messenger RNA, 789 nt
Organism: Anneissia japonica
Lineage: Eukaryota; Metazoa; Echinodermata; Crinoidea; Comatulida; Comatulidae
Product: hemicentin-2-like
Exons: 3
Coding region: 1-789 (262 amino acids)
Biological process (GO): cell-cell adhesion
Cellular component (GO): cell-cell junction
Molecular function (GO): cell adhesion molecule binding
Source: RefSeq, a predicted model, not a curated record